This is a messenger RNA of Entelurus aequoreus (snake pipefish), 2832 nucleotides long. RefSeq names its product family with sequence similarity 98 member A (gene tslig3a). The record is from RefSeq and is a predicted model, not a curated record. Gene Ontology annotation, cellular component: tRNA-splicing ligase complex. NCBI's taxonomy places the organism in Eukaryota, Metazoa, Chordata, Actinopteri, Syngnathiformes, Syngnathidae. The transcript is spliced from 8 exons. Bases 380 to 1633 code for a protein of 417 amino acids.
AAAAACAUGGAGGAUUACAUAUGUAAAAUAAAACAGUUUUCUAAACCGGACUUUCAAUCGAAGCAGGAGGUAAUAAUUUAAGGUAGACCAACGCCGGAGCUAAAAGGUUUGCUUUUGACUUCGGGACAGAAGACCCGUUCUUUUCAAACGGCGUGGUACACACGCAAAGGCUGGCUGUGUGGAUGUCCAGCAAGACAGGUAUCAAGGCCCACUAUUGGAGGAUGGGGCUCUGGAUACCAGUGUGAAUGGUGGUGCUGCUUCACCAGAGUUUACAAAGCUCUGUGCUUGGAUUGUAUCAGAGCUCAGACUUUACUGUCAACUGGGGGAGAAUGUCCAUGCCACAAACUGUCCAAGUGAGGCAGAGAGCUUCCAGCUGGAGAUGAGCGGGUUGUUGUCGGAGCUGGCUUGUCCUUACUCCGUCCUCACCAGUGGGGAUGUCACCAAACGGCUUCUCAACAGGAACCACUGUCUCCUGUUACUCUCGUUUUUGGUGUCGGAGCUUGAGGCUUCCAGAAUGAUCCUGGUAAACAGACCCCAAAAGAAAGCAGAGGAGUCUGACAGCCCAGCCUUCCAAGAACUGAAGGGCAUUUGCGUGACAUUGGGCAUGUCCAAGCCUCCAGCCAACAUCACCAUGUUCCAGUUCUUCAGUGGCGUAGAGAAGAAGCUGAAAGAAGCCUCAUGUCGCGUACCACCACAUCAUAUCGGAGAGCCUUUGCUGAAGAAGGCCUUUGGACCUGUGCACAUGGAAAAAAUAGAAGCCGUCAACCAAGCACUUGUGAAUGAAUAUGAAGUGCGGAGGAAGAUGUUGCUGAAACGUCUAGAUGUGACGGUGCAGUCUUUCGGUUGGUCAGAAAGAGCAAAGGCACACGCUGCAAAGUUGGCCAAAGUUUAUCAGCCCCUUCGUUCUGCCCUUGGCAGCAAAAGCAAAGUCUCUGUUGCCCACCUCCUUGCUGCUCGACAAGACAUGUCAAAAAUCCUACGUACAAGCAGCGGCAAGUCACGGGAGAAGACCGCUUGUUCCAUUAAUAAGGUUUUAAUGGGUCGAGUGCCAGACAGGGGAGGCCGUCCCUGUGAGAUUGAGGCCCCCCCUCCAGAGAUGCCGUCCUGGCAAAAGCGUCAGGAUGCCCCCCAAGGUAGUGGACAAUAUGGUGCUGGUGGGCACGGCGGUAGCAGGGGAGGUUAUGAUCAGUACUCUCAAGGGCGAGGGGGCUCUGAUAGGAGUGGCACCGAAAGGGGGGGCAGGGGAGCAAGCGGCAGAGGCGGGAGGGUGCAAGGAGGUUGGGGGGAGGGGGCAGGAGGAGGACGAGGCGGUUACAACCAGGGCCAGUAUCAAGAUUCAGGGGUCCAUCAUGGGGGAGGCGGAACAAGAGGUGCUUAUAGAGGAAAUUACCAAGGAGCCCCCCAGGAGUCCAGCCACCAUGCAGGUUACUAUGACAAUCAGCACCAGAAUGGAGGCUGGCAUCAGGAGCGAGGCGGGGGUAGAGGUGGCCGUGGACGAGGGGGACGAGGCGGACGAGGGGGGAGAGGAGGCCUGAAUUUGAACCAAGGAGGACAAUUUGAACAGUUUUUCCAACACGGCGGACAGCACUACAACCAAGCUGGCUUCAAUCAAAGCCGCCACUACACCAGUUGAAGAUUUGGGCAGGACUUUGUGCACACAUCCUUUCUAGGCCUUAUCAAGCAAUCUCACACUUCAGCAUGAUCACGCUUAAUAUUUUUACAGUGGAACCCACUUAAGUUGACCCCGUUUAUGUUGACAUAGCCACCAUUUUCUUCUUAUUACUAAAAAGUGCCCCUUAAGUCGAUGUCGACACUCAUGGUGGAUCGCUUUUGUCGACAUAAAAAGUAUGUGCCAAAGAGGUGAUUUCUAUUAAAAAAAGGCAGUUUAUGUUGACAUUUGUUGUAAUAUAAUCAUUAAGCAGCAACAUAACUACGGUCUAAUUACGCAAUGUUAAAACCUGCACUCACUGACUUCCUGUUCAGUGCAAAGUAUUCUUCAAAAUAAAAGCAUGCCAGUCUUUUUACCUGGAUUCUACCACAGAAACUGACAAAUUGCACACUUAUCUAUUCUAGAUUGUCAGCCACUUUAGAGGUUAAAUACUUAGAUCCUACACCGUUCCCUCAGACUGGAGUGGUCCUAUCUAGUCUGCGAGCAUGAAACGAUGAAGUCUGCUAUGACGAGAGUCGAAAAGUCCAGUUUCCACAGCUUUGUGCGUGGAUGAAAACUUUGUCAUUUAAUAAUCAAAACAUACAAGCAAAUUAGCAGAAGCUCUGUUGGAUAAGAAAUAAUUGUAUACAAAUUAUUAAUCUAUCCGUUUUCUGCCGCUUCUCCCUCUCGGGGUCGCGGAGGGAGGCUAGACACUAUCCCAGCUGCACUCGGACUGGAGGCUAUGUACACCCUGGACAAAUCGCCACCUCAUCGUAGAGCCAUCACAGAUAGACAACCAUGCGCAUGCACACACACACAUAUAUAUACCGUAUAUACACACACGGCUCGGGAUCUUUCUGUGUGGAGUUUGCAUGUUCUCCCCGUGACUGCGUGGGUUCCCUCCAGGUACUCCGGCUUCCUCGUACCUCCAAAGACAUGCACCUGGGGAUAGGUUUAUUGGAAACACUAAAUUGGCCCUAGUGUGUGAAUGUGAGUGUGAAUGUUGUCUGUCUAUCUGUGUUGGCCCUGCGAUGAGGUGGCGACUUGUCCAGGGUGUAACCCGCCUUCCGCCCGACUGUAGCUGAGAUAGGCUCCAGCGAUCCCAAAAGGGACAAGCGGUAGAAAAUGGAUGGAUAUAUAUAUACACACACACACACACACACACACACAUAUAUAUGUAUGUA